Messenger RNA from Prorocentrum cordatum, 531 nucleotides. NCBI's taxonomy places the organism in Eukaryota, Dinophyceae, Prorocentrales, Prorocentraceae. The record is from the annotation of a GenBank genome assembly.
AUGACCGCGGCUUCCCUGGAGACCGUCACCCAGGUGCUCCUCGAGCUGGAUGGGUAUCCGCACUUAUCGUGCCAGAUGAUGGCAAAUGGUCUGCCUCACGCUCUCGUCGGUGGUGCCGGAAGGCAUGAGUGUCAGGGGCAGUUCCUCGACCUGGUUCGCGAUGCCCUGCGGGGCGCGGAGCGCGCUGCUUUGGAGCAACAGGCCGAACACGGCCGGCGCGUCGGGGAAGAGCACGCCGCUGUCGAGGCGAAACAGGCAGCCCUCAAAGAGGCCACCGCCUCCGCCGAGGCGGCCACCAGGGUGGCGACUGAGAAGGACCCGAGGAGCUCCUGGAGCAGUCGAGGCACAAGGUGCAGAGGGAAGAGCGCGAGCAUAAGCAGACGGAGCGCAGCACCGCCAGCAUCCAGAAGUCCCUCGCCCACCGCCAGCAGGAGAGAACGAGAAGAUCACAUUCGUGCUCGACUGCCACUUGAAGACGCUCGAAGAGGGCGGCUGGCAGAACGACGAGGCCGAGAAGGACGCAGCGGUUGA